AUAAUUUAGACUGGCCUAACGGACUGUGAAGAGAUGAGGUUCACUAGGCCAAUUCAGAGCGCACGUACGAGCAGUGCGAUCUCAUCGCCGGAGCUCAAGAUAGAGCAUUCGCCACCAGCAAUCGGAAAUGUGACCGGCAACCACUGAGCUGAUCCGGCAUCCUGAACUCAAUUGUCCAAUGGAGAGCCAGCGGCUGAACAAGGUGAAGUUUUGAGAUAUAGCUGCUGCUAUUAACAGUUGAAGAUGAGUUAUGGAAGCAGCUCACUUGGUUCUGGGAGUAGGACUAAUAGGAGGGCUUUUGAAUUCGGGAGGACACAUGUUGUCAAACCCAAGGGGAGACACCAGGCCACUAUUGUCUGGCUCCAUGGUCUUGGGGAUAACGGGGGAAGCUGGUCCCAGCUCUUGGAAACACUUCCUCUUCCUAAUAUUAAAUGGAUAUGUCCAACAGCACCUACCCGACCUGUUGCAGCUUUUGGAGGAUUCCCUUGCACUGCAUGGUUUGAUGUUGGAGAAUUUUCGGAGAAUGGUCCUGAUGAUAUAGAGGGAAUGGAUGCUUCAGCAACACAUGUUGCAAACCUUCUGUCAGCUGAGCCAGCCGGCAUUCAACUUGGUAUUGGUGGUUUCAGUAUGGGAGCUUCAACUGCCCUUUACUCUGCAGUCUGCUGUGCUCACGGGAGAUUUGGAAGUGGAAAUCCAUACCCAAUUAACCUCAGUGUAGUGGUUGGUCUAAGUGGUUGGCUUCCAUGCUCCAGGAACUUGAAGAAUAAAGUUGAAAGUUCUCAAGAUUCUACUAGAAGGGCUGCUUCCUUGCCACUUUUGCUUUGCCAUGGAAAAGCUGAUGAUGUUGUGCUCUAUAAGCAUGGGGAGAAGUCUGCUGAAGUUCUAAGAUCAUCUGCUUUCCGAAAUGUUACAUUUAAAACUUAUAAUGGGCUUGGCCACUACACUGUCCCAGAAGAAAUGGAUGAAGUUUGCAAGUGGCUUACUGCAAGGUUGGGACUCGAUGGGACCCGUUAAUAGCCUUAAAGGAAGCCUUUAGCUUUUAUAAUAGCUGGGGUGGGAAUGGAAAGCUAUUUUUAUGACUAAAAUAUACGGCUAUGAUUAGAUCUAGCUUUGAGUAAUAAUGUUUUCUAGUGUAGUAUUUCGAUUUACUGGCUUUGUUUAAGCUUCAUCUCCUUGUUUAAUAGUUUUUGCUAUCUGUAACGUACCAGGUGUUGAUGUAUAUUUCUAAUAAACUUAUGGAGGUUUGUUGUUUGCUUUAAUGUAGUGGUCAUAUUUUGAUC
Messenger RNA from Dendrobium catenatum, 1280 nucleotides. RefSeq names its product acyl-protein thioesterase 2. The transcript is spliced from 10 exons. The record is from RefSeq and is a predicted model, not a curated record. NCBI's taxonomy places the organism in Eukaryota, Viridiplantae, Streptophyta, Magnoliopsida, Asparagales, Orchidaceae. Bases 244 to 1014 code for a protein of 256 amino acids. Gene Ontology annotation, molecular function: hydrolase activity.